AGUGAUUAAUUUUAAUUGUUAAUUGAAUUGUUUGAACACAAUUACUACUGCUAUAUGUCGUCCGGAGGUAUUGUAAAUCUGAAGACAUUUGAUCCGUUCGCCAAAGAGGACAACUUUGUGGUUCAGGACGGGCUCAUACAUGUCCGCAUCCAACAGAGAAACGGCAGGAAGACAUUGACCACAGUUCAGGGCAUUGACAACGCCUACGACAAGAAGAAGAUAAUCAGGGCCUGCAAAAAGGAGUUCGCCUGUAACGGGACGGUUGUGGAGCACCCGGAAUAUGGGGAAGUGAUUCAACUACAGGGCGAUCAGCGUAACAAUAUUUGCCAAUUUCUAACCAAAGUGCAAAUCGCAAAAGCGGAUCAGCUCAAAGUGCAUGGGUUUUAAACAUUGUUUACUUCAAUUUAUAUUUAUAACGUUAUGCAUAACAUUGAACCCA
Molecule: messenger RNA, 439 nt
Organism: Medioppia subpectinata
Lineage: Eukaryota; Metazoa; Arthropoda; Arachnida; Sarcoptiformes; Oppiidae
Source: the annotation of a GenBank genome assembly